This is a messenger RNA of Drepanopeziza brunnea f. sp. 'multigermtubi' MB_m1, 255 nucleotides long. The record is from RefSeq and is a predicted model, not a curated record. Lineage: Eukaryota; Fungi; Ascomycota; Leotiomycetes; Helotiales; Drepanopezizaceae.
AUGGCUGGCCGAUCACACACCGCGCCCUUCGAGCCGAGCAACAACGCAACAACGCAAUCACGCAACGCCGUCCGUACUCUUGUUCUGCGCCUCUGGUUCUGGGCUCGUGGUCGGACUGGACUGCGCCAUGAUGUUAAGAAGAAGAAGAAGAAGAAGGAGAAGGAGAAGGAGAAGAAAAAGAAGAAGAAAAAGAAGAAAAAGAAGAAGAAUAAGAAGAAGAAGAAAUGCCCUGCGCAGCGUCAGAUCGUAGAAUAA